AUGUUAACCGGUGAAAUUCCUGGCACACUUAGUAGCUGCCAAAGUUUGGAAAUCUUAUACAUGGAUGGAAAAUUUUUUCAGGGGACCAUUCCUUCAACUUUUAGUUCCUUGGAGCUUCUAGAAUGGAAUUUUAAACUGUCUAAGAACAUAAUCUCUGUUUUCACCUUUAAACUUGUCAUAUCAAAAGUGUCUGGGCUUCUGGGACAAAUUAUUAUGGUGGGUUUUCUAUUCCUGUGUUGGUAUGGAAAAACAAAGGAAAAACCUUCCGCAGAUUUAACAGGAAAUUCACGCUUGAAAUUGUCUUAUCAAAGUCUCCGUCGAGCUACUAAUGGGUUCUCUAUUGCCAAUUUGAUUGGUGUGCGUAGUUUCAGAUCUGUGUAUAAAGGAGUUCUUGAUCAUGAUGGAACCAUUGUUGCAGUGAAUGUAAUUAACUUGAUGCAUCAUGGAGGUUUCAAGAGUUUCAUAGUCGAGUGCAAGACCUUGACUGCAUGUUCAGGUGUUGAUAAUCAUGGUAACGAUUUUAAGGCUUUGGUUUACGAUUUCAUGGAAAACGGCAGUCUAGAAGAGCAUUUGCAUACAAAUCUCAUAGAAGAUUCUGCUCCUUUGCAAUCCAAGAAGUUAAAUAUUCUUCAAGAUUAA
Ilex paraguariensis (yerba mate) is the source of this 639-nucleotide messenger RNA. NCBI's taxonomy places the organism in Eukaryota, Viridiplantae, Streptophyta, Magnoliopsida, Aquifoliales, Aquifoliaceae. The record is from the annotation of a GenBank genome assembly.